GUGGGAGUGCUGUUUGUCAGGCUCUUUAUAAGUGGUGCUUUGACUGCUUUCAGCUCGGAGUGGUUGGCUGUAGGUUGUUUUCGUUCUCGGAGCUGCUGCAAAACUGUACAUUAUAGCGGCACAGCAGACGGAUCCCCGGUUACAGAUGGACCAACCAGACCCGUCGUAUAUGUUUGCCAGUCUCACACGGCCUCACUCAGAGCAGCUGCUGCAGGGCCUACAGCUUUUGCGGCAAGACCAUGAACUUUGUGACAUUGUGCUCCGCGUGGGUGAUGCCAAGAUUCAUGCCCAUAAAGUUGUGUUGGCCAGCAUCAGCCCUUACUUUAAGGCUAUGUUCACUGGUAACUUGUCUGAAAAGGAGACCUCUGAAGUAGAGUUUCAGUGCAUUGAUGAAACUGCAUUAAAGGCUAUUGUCGAGUAUGCCUACACAGGGACUGUGUUCAUCUCCCAGGAGACUGUAGAAUCUCUUUUACCGGCUGCCAACUUACUUCAGGUCAAACUUGUACUCAAAGAGUGUUGUUCUUUUCUAGAGAGCCAGCUUGAUGCUGGAAACUGUAUAGGCAUUUCCCGUUUCGCAGAGACCUAUGGUUGUCAUGACCUGUGUCUGGCUGCAACUAAAUUUAUCUGUGAAAACUUUGAAGAAGUCUGUCAGACAGAGGAGUUUUUUGAACUGACAAGAGCUGAGUUGGAUGAAAUAGUCUCCAAUGACUGCCUUAAGGUUGUCACAGAAGAGACUGUGUUUUAUGCAUUGGAAUCAUGGAUCAAAUAUGAUGUAACAGAGAGACAGCAAUAUCUUGCUCAGUUGCUGCACUGUGUGCGCCUUCCACUUCUGAGUGUAAAAUUUCUCACUCGCCUGUAUGAAGCUAACCACCUCAUACGUGAUGACCAUGCCUGCAAGCACCUGCUCAACGAGGCUCUUAAAUAUCACUUUAUGCCUGAACACCGGCUCUCCUAUCAGACUGUUUUGUCUGCACGACCCAGGUGUGCUCCAAAGGUUCUACUUGCAGUGGGAGGCAAAGCUGGACUGUUUGCCACACUGGAAAGUAUGGAAAUGUAUUUCCCACAAACUGAUUCAUGGAUAGGACUGGCUCCUCUAAGUGUCCCUCGAUAUGAGUUUGGAGUAGCAGUACUGGAUCACAAAGUUUAUGUUGUUGGAGGCAUUGCCACACAUAUGAGACAAGGCAUUAGCUAUCGCAGACACGAAAGCACUGUGGAGAGCUGGGAUCCUGAAAGCAACACCUGGUCCUCUGUAGAGCGAAUGGCCGAGUGCCGCAGCACUCUUGGUGUGGUCGUCCUUGCUGGAGAGCUGUAUGCUUUGGGAGGGUAUGAUGGCCAGUACUAUCUGCAGUCAGUGGAGAAAUACGUGCCCAAACUGAAGGAAUGGCAGCCUGUACCUCCCAUGACAAAGUCACGCAGCUGUUUUGCCACAGCAGUUCUGGAUGGGAUGGUUUAUGCCAUUGGAGGAUACGGCCCUGCACACAUGAACAGCGUGGAGCGAUAUGAUCCCAGUAAGGAAGCCUGGGAAAUGGUAGCCCCCAUGGCAGAUAAGAGGAUCAACUUUGGAGUAGGUGUCAUGCUUGGAUUUAUAUUUGUUGUUGGUGGCCAUAAUGGAGUAUCCCAUCUAUCAAGCAUUGAGAGGUAUGAUCCCCAUCAAAACCAGUGGACAGCCUGCAGACCCAUGAAUGAGCCACGUACAGGUGUGGGUUCGGCUAUUGUGGACAACUACCUCUACGUGGUGGGGGGACACUCUGGGUCAUCUUACCUGAACACAGUUCAACGUUAUGACCCUAUAACGGACAGCUGGUUGGACUCGAGUGGAAUGAUGUACUGCAGGUGUAACUUUGGUUUGACUGCCCUUUGACCCAUGGCCCACUCAGAAAGGACUUGAAUAACAUGGUCACAAAGACUCUGUUUUGUUAUCUGCUCCUCCUUCCUUAGAUUCAUCUUUCAGGACGCUGACAUGAAUGCCUGAGGAAGAAAGCAGAACCUGCUGGGUACAAGAAUAUGACAAACUGUCUCUCUGGCAAAGAUCAUACUCAAACAGAUUGAAAAUCUGCGUUAGAGUGAAGAGGAAUGCACUAUGCUGCUGACCACCAGGGGGACUGAGCCAUUUUCCCAGAAGAUUGUUGGCACACUCCUAUGAUUUCAAAGUCGUGUGCAAACACAUUCUUUUCAUGUCAUUAAUCUACCUUUUCCUUCACCCCUGCUGCAACCAUAACAUUUCAUUUGUGUAUCUGACUCUUCAACAAUGUAGCGUGUAUGUAAUGAGCAUAUGCUCUGAUUUAAAGCAUGUUCAGUGUGUUUUUGUUGGGUCUCUAUUUCAAAACUGAUGCUCAUACUCAGUGACACAGUUAUGCAUCAAAAUCAGUGCUUCUCAAAAAAGAGAUGAGCUGGAGUCUUUCUAUUUCCUCUUAAAGGGCUGCCUUUUCUCUCCUUGUAUAUAGAUAAAUAUAUAGAUAAAAUAUAUACUCAUAGUGCAUUGCCUGUAAAUGUUUUCUGCACUGGGUCACAAGUGUAAAUGCGAAUGUGUAUGUGUAGUUUGAGGUAAAUGAGAAAUACAAAUCCUAGAAUACUAAUUUUCAGCUGUUAGUAAAAAGAUGUUUGACCUUUUUACUAAUAUUUGACUAUUGGUAAAGUCUGAUACUUCCAAGAUCAUUUGACUACCAUGUUUUUACACCUAAGGCCCAGCACGCACUUUUCACCAUUAUUUAAAUCAGGCUUGGCCUUUUUCACUGUUUGCUGUGUAUGCUCAACUCUGAACUGGUGCUAUUUUAGGAUUCAGGCUUCAGCUUUUUGUCUAUGUCAUCAUUGUCUCACAAUCAGGUAAUUUGAGCCGUUAUGUUUUGUUUCAUUAUGUAUUAAAAUGCAUCAAAGUCUCUUAACAGGGAAUUGCAAAUUACAUUCUUGUUUGAUUGCAUAUAUGUAUUCCCUACUUUUUUUGUUUUGUUUAUGUAAGUCAUUACAUUUUACUGCUUCUGCCAUUUGCUGAAUGUGGCACUAUACGGGCAUGAAAUUUUCUGUCUACAAUUUGUCUGUGCUUGGCUUUGUACAACAUGGCGCACCAAAUGUAUCAAUCAGUAAGAAUUAAUUUCAUGUUAAGUGCCAAACAGGUACAUCUUUGCAUUUCGCACAGUCUGAAUCUAGUCACUGGAAGCAUGAGCGGUCUGAUAAUGAACAAAGGUUUGUACUUGGCCAGCUCCUACCAUGUUCAUCCUUUGUCCAAAAAUGGAAACUGGCUCCUGGGAGGAGGAAUGCUUCUCUGGCCGGACUUGUGUCUAGUUUUGAGACCAACAGCCAAUAGUUCUCAACAAUUAUGUGCAUUGCUGAGAGAGGGCUUGUUAUUGGUCGUCCAGUUAAAUCAAUGUUGUAUGUUUUGUCCUUUUAUGUUGUUUGCACAGAGGUGUGGGUUCUAACCUCUACAUUGCACUUAACCAAACUAUUUGUUAGAAUUGUACAGUUUAGUUUAAAUGGCUGAUGGCAUAGGCUAUAGAUAAUUGCAAUAAUACUUCUGAGUUUGAUUUUGUCUCCUCCAAAGCCAAGGCAUGUGUGUAAUUCAAAAUGUCUCAUUGUCAGGCAUUUGCAUGUGUUCUGUUUUGCAUGUUUGUUUUCAUAUGUGUUUUUGUGUGUGCCACUAUAUUAAUGAGACCUAUGUUUUGUAAUUGACAAUUCAUUGUGUCAAUUUCUUUUUCUCUUCAAAAAUCAUUUCUGAAGCAGAGCUCUGAAUUUACAGUUGCCUUGAAAUUUAGUCGUUGCCAGUGUUGAGACCUAGAACAUGUUAACUGGUUGAUUGCAUGACCAUAUGUAAUGCAUUUCACCCUUUCCUUUAAACUGUAAAUCAAACGAUGUGUGUAAAAGUGAACAUAACUGCAAAUUGGUUAUGUUGUGAGCAUUAUGUCAAUUUUGAAUUCUGUUUCUGUCUUUGUGGUGCAUUUGAUUUAUGUCGAUAUAAUCGUGGCACAAAUUACGCAGGCGUAAUUCUGUGCCAUUAUGAGCCGAAUGUUGUGCCGUCUUGUUUUGAUGAUGCGUACCGUAUGAUCACCACUCAAGAGUCAAAGAGGCUGAUUAAAAUCUGAAAUCGUAAAUCUGCAAAAGGGAAGUUUGUACAGAACCUUCUUGUUAUGGCCUAACAAAUGUAAUGUUUUGUCACUACUCUCACCAAAGUGCUUGUUCAAAGAGCAGAUGGAUGAAUGAAUUAAUUUGAUUUAACUUUUAUUGUUCCUGUAAGCCAAACAACCACUCUGCUUUUUCUACACAUUCCAUUGUCUCAUUUUGUAACCUGUGGACUGAUAAUGAAAGUUCAUGAUGCCAUUGGGAAUCAAACCCUUUCACAUUGUCAUGUUUUACAUCUGUCAUUCUGUGUGGUGCAGUUGUACCCAGUUCAAUAAAGAAAUGCCUGCCUUUAAAGA
Molecule: messenger RNA, 4406 nt
Organism: Periophthalmus magnuspinnatus
Lineage: Eukaryota; Metazoa; Chordata; Actinopteri; Gobiiformes; Gobiidae
Product: kelch-like protein 28
Exons: 6
Coding region: 146-1861 (571 amino acids)
Molecular function (GO): protein binding
Source: RefSeq, a predicted model, not a curated record